Messenger RNA from Brassica napus (rape), 603 nucleotides. RefSeq lists its product as uncharacterized. Lineage: Eukaryota; Viridiplantae; Streptophyta; Magnoliopsida; Brassicales; Brassicaceae. Bases 1 to 603 code for a protein of 200 amino acids. The record is from RefSeq and is a predicted model, not a curated record. The transcript has a single exon.
AUGGCAACUGGCGAAGAAAGAUUUAUUAGAGAAGAAAGAGUGAAGUCAUCUGUAAAGGAAGCAGAGAAAGAUCUGGUUCUGAAAGAAUCUGCUUUGGAACCAGUUCCGAUGGUGACAAAGGAUUUGCAGGAAGGUAAAGGUAUUGUUUUCAGCUAUCCAGCAGAAGAAAUUGUUAACAACACGAAAGGUCAGGGGCAGCAAGGUGAAAAAAUAAUGGAUUCAGCUAUAAGAGCAAAUCCUGCUAUGAGAUGGAGAACAGAGCAGCAGAGUAGAGGAGAGGUUUUUUCUGGUAAUUUGCAGACUUCUGAAUCUUCAUCUUCUGGAAGUGGUUCUACGGGUUCUAGAUUGAAGUCUUUUGACCUCAAUCUUUCCGGGACUUCCUCACAGAAGUUUAAUAUCCGUAAGAAACCGGGGAAAAACAAGAGGAAUCAGAAGGUUAAUGCUGCGAAGGAAGAUAAUAUCCAGAUUUCACUAAAAGAAGGUGUGCUUAUAGGAAGUGUUGAGAAAAGGAAAGCGACUGAUCAGAUGGGUGGAGUUUCCAAAGCUAUCAAGCAAAUAACUCACGAGGCGAUCCCGAAGGAGGGACUGUCCAAGGAUCAAUGA